UGCUCCGUCACGUGAUCCGGUUCCACAGUUAAAGACGAACUUUAGUUUCUGCGGUUUGAGGCACAGCCAAACACAAACAUGAAGUUUCUGGAGCUUUUUGGACGUUUGAAGUCCGUGGUUAUCGGAAUGAUUCAUGUCAAAGCGUUACCAGGUUCCCCUCUGGGCUGCCUAAAGAUGUCCCAGAUCGUGGAGCAAGCGUGCCGGGAGGCGGAGGUGUACCGGAAUGCGGGGGUGGACGGUCUGAUCAUGGAGAACAUGCAUGACGUUCCGUACACGUUCCACGUGGGUCCGGAGGUUUGCGCCGGCAUGACUUCGGUCUGCGUCGCCGUGAGGACAGCCUGUCCGUCUCUGCCGCUCGGAGUGCAGAUCCUGUCUUCUGCUAACCGGCAGGCGCUGGCCGUGGCUCUGGCCUCAGGUUUGGACUUCAUCCGGGCGGAGGGCUUCGUUUUCUCCCACGUGGCGGAUGAGGGGCUCCUGAACGCCUGCGCCGGCGACUUGCUGCGGUACCGCCGGCAGAUCGGAGCCGAGCACGUGCAGAUCUUCACCGACAUCAAAAAGAAGCACAGCGCUCACGCCCUCACGGCAGACGUGACCACGGAGGAGACGGCUCGAGCCGCCGAGUUCUUCCUCUCAGACGGACUCAUCCUCACCGGAGCGGCUACAGGAGACCCGGCCGACCCCCACCAGCUCAGAGAGGUGACCCGUUCGGUGAAAAUCCCCGUUCUGAUCGGCUCUGGAGUGACGUUUGACAACGUCGACCGCUACCUGGACGCCAGCGGCUUCAUCAUCGGCUCCCACUUUAAGGCGGGGGGUCACUGGGCCGGCGCCGUCGACCCCGACAGAGUCAAGAGGUUUAUGGAAAAGAUCCGACGCCUCCGGGAAUAAACGUGAAAAUAAUCACCAGAUUUAAAAAAAAAA
Messenger RNA from Oryzias melastigma (Indian medaka), 918 nucleotides. RefSeq lists its product as uncharacterized. The transcript is spliced from 6 exons. Lineage: Eukaryota; Metazoa; Chordata; Actinopteri; Beloniformes; Adrianichthyidae. Bases 79 to 885 code for a protein of 268 amino acids. The record is from RefSeq and is a predicted model, not a curated record.